Messenger RNA from Serinus canaria (Common canary), 882 nucleotides. RefSeq names its product leucine rich repeat containing 52 (gene LRRC52). Gene Ontology annotation, cellular component: voltage-gated potassium channel complex. Lineage: Eukaryota; Metazoa; Chordata; Aves; Passeriformes; Fringillidae. Bases 1 to 882 code for a protein of 293 amino acids. Gene Ontology annotation, molecular function: voltage-gated potassium channel activity; potassium channel activator activity; transmembrane transporter binding. The transcript is spliced from 2 exons. The record is from RefSeq and is a predicted model, not a curated record.
AUGUCUCCUUCAAGUAGCCCAUGGUCCCUGAGCCUCGUGUUUCUUCUGGGGGUGGCAUCACAGGGGAUCAGCUGCCCAAGCAGGUGUAGCUGUCAGUACCUGGAGGUGAACUGCACCGGGCAGCAGUUGCAGGAGUUCCCUGUGGACAUCCCUCUGGACACCAGGCAGCUGAUUCUGGCAGCAAACAACGUCUCGUACCUGCCAGCAGUGGAACUGAGCUUCCUGGCUGAUUUGGUCUAUCUGGACUGCAGAAAGAACCUCCUGGGGGAUGACCUGGAUUUCACUUUCAUUGGUGUGGCCAGGCUUGUCUAUCUGGACCUCAGCUUCAACAACCUCACACAGGUCACCUUCAGCACCUUCUCCCACCUCCUCAGCCUGGUGGUACUGAAGAUCUCGGACAAUCCCAACCUUGUGGCCAUCGAGAAGGAUGCUUUUGCCAACAACACCUGGCUGAGGCACCUGGAUGUGAGCCGGACGGGCUUAACCUUCCUGGAUACCAGUACCGUCCGGGACCUGCCCAACCUGAGGCUUCUGGGGCUCCGUGACAACCUGUGGCACUGCAACUGUUCCUUUUUGGACUUCAUCACCUGGAUGAUGGAGAGCGAUGUGCAUUUUCCAGAUGCUGACAACAUCACCUGCUACACCCCAGCAGAGCUGCGUGCCCUGAGGAUGCCAGCAGCAGAGGCACAGCUCCACUUCAGCUGCCUGACCCAGCUGCACAAGCAGGAUUAUGUCUUUCUGGGCCUCGUUGGCUUCUGCAUAUUCCUUGCUGGCACCAUGGCAGCCUGGCUGGCCGGUGUCUGUGCUGUCAUCUAUGAGGCCCAUACCUCAAAGGGAGAGGAAGAGGAGGAGGAAGAGGAGGAAGAAGACACAGCCACUUAG